AUCUAGUGAGCAGGAGGCGAGUCGACCUGGAAAAGAAGAGGAUUCUGGUGCGUCCCUCGUAGUGCCGAAGCGGGUUUUCCAUCUAGAAGUGCGCGGUUCGGAAUAUGUGUCGACUUCGCCCGGAUUGUGCGCAGCGCGGGAUUUGACGAACCGUGCGUCCGUCUCGUGUGACAACACCACUGCGUCGUUCGUUUUAAGCGCGUCUUCGUCGUCUCCUAGCUGCUCGCCUCGCCGUCUGUGCGUUUCCCCCCGCGAUGUUGGUUUUCGGAGAAAAGGCCUAACGGUGCCAUGAGAGGCGAGCGCUGUUGCGGCAGCGGAGUGGAGAAGAAGCCGGCUGCGGCGGCGGCGCGGCUUGCGUCCAACGCCAGGCUCCUGCAGGCGGCGGCGAACGACAACGCCGGCUUGACGUCGGUGCUUGGCACCGGUUUCGUUGGAAGAGCAGGCGCCCUGUCAGGCAUGAUGGAGGCUGCCCUGGCUCAGCAGCAGCAACAGUAUGAUCUGUCGCAGCUCAACUACACAAACAACAACAGCAGUAGCCUUGGGGCGCUCCGGCGGCCCCAGAAGGAUGCGCCAGCCAGCACCACGUCCUCGUGCACGGACUCGGUGCUGCUGCAGGACGGGGGAGAUGAGCUGCAGUGGUGUGCCGACUAUCCUUUCAACAGAGAAUUCCAGAGGCAUCUAUGUUCCUCAUCACUCACGUCUUCGGGUCGGCUAAUGCGGCGCAGCAUCUUGUCAGUGUCUGGGGACGCUUGCGUGAUAGGUGAUGACGGCGGGGGCCUCGGUGGUGUGGACCUUUCGUACGAGGACCUGUCUAAAAACUUUGAUGCCAACCUGGCGGAAAUCGACAUGGAGACCUUCAGGUCGGAAGACAUUCACGCCAUCCUCACGCUUCCUGCCCUGUAUGGAGGGGACUUCCAGUCGGCCAGCCGCGGAGAGCAGUGUGCCUCGGUGUCUGGCUCAUUUCUCGAGGCUCUGCCCCUGGAUGCCUCAUCUGUGCAUGCAAAAACUGAGAGCAGCUCCGGGCACGACGAGGACUCUGGCGAGAUGUCCAUCUGUCGGGACGAGCCGCUAUUCUCACCCGUCAAGGAGUGUGGACCUCCGUUGACGAGCGGACGGGUCGGUGGUGUCAACGGGGGUGCCCUCUCCACGGACAGCCUCGACUGCAGCUCAUUCGAGGAGCACGACCUAGUGCUGACGUGCCAGGCCAAUAAGGACAACUACACGAUCGCCUUCCAGCAGAGCGGGACACACUUCUCCGACGACCUAUCGGAAGGCAGCGUUCCCUCGGACCAGCAGAGCCACCACAGCGGCAGUGCUGUGAGUGCUACGCAGCCAGCGAGUGGUGGUCCUGGGUCCAUGGCACGGUCCGAGCUGUCCUUCACCACCUGGCACAGGCUAAGGUCGUCAGGCAUUCGACUCAAACCGGAUUCGGACACAGGAAAGAGCCAGAGCCUCCCCAACCUUCUGCGACGGUCGGCAGCCGUGGCAGGGCGCAUGGAUGUGGCCGGCAACUGCCUGCCACUCUACACUCUACAGGCAUCUACACACGGCACAAUUGAUCCACCCGAUGCCCGGUCCGUGUCCCUGCUGCGCCUCUUCAUGCGAAGCAAGGCUGGCAGCGGAGGUUCUCUCUCCAGCAGCCAUUCCGAAAAUUCGGAUUCUGUCACCACACCACGGGACGGCGCUGCUGCUUACCAACUGCAGUCGUCCAGCGAGGACUCCAGCGGUUCCAUGGACUCCAAGAGCGACAGCAGCGAAGACCCACCACCUCCGCCAAAGCCCGUGGAACCACUGGUGCGGAAAGUGCUGCGGGCCAGCACCAACCUUGUGGGCAGGGAGGCCAACAACAACAACGUGGAACCCACGGCUGCCAACGACAAUGAACGGCUGAGGAUGGCGACGUCGGAGAGUGAGGAGGAGACGUCGCAAUGUUUUGAGGACAGCCUCGUGGAAGCGGUGCAGGCACGCAUGAAGCCUGCUAAUGCGAGGAGCCCCAUCCACGAGGAAGAAGAACCGUUCGAGUCCAGUGGGGACGAGACAAUGAAGGACAGCCGUGACCUGCUGAGCAGUGGCGGGGGCACGUCUUCAGACAAUGCGGGAGUCAUCGAGCGGCGCAACAACGACGUGAACUCUUCACUGCGCUGUGCCAAGAGUGGUGCACUGCUUGGUGGCCCCUUGGGAAAAGAGAGGAUAAAGAACGUCUUCACGACAGUGAAUAAAAACAGCAAUGCCGUGGCUGCGGAGUCGGACGAUCGGCAGUCCAGCCGCAGCACGCAGACCAAGCGCUUCAACUGCAACGACGGCUCGGGAUCCGGUUCUACGAGAAAAGUGUCGGACAGCAGCGGAAGCGGAGAGGAAGGCCGAAACGCACGCUCUUCGAGUCUCCUCUCGAGUGGCUACGUGAGCCGGCAAAACUCUGUUGACCAGAUUCACAGGCAGACGUUCCUCCUUAGUGCCGGCGGAAACAGGAGAAAGCAGACGCCUACGGCCAUAGCUCGAAUGAGGCACUCGAGCACGCAAGUGCCCGUGCACAUUCGGGAUCGUGGCAUUCAGACCAGCGUGGAGGGGGCCGUGGCUGAGAACUCUAACUGGCUGUACACUGUCGAUGACACGUCGGCAGCAGUGUCGGGACAGCGAAGCUUCAACUUGACGCUGCGCCCACAAGAAGCCAUCUUGAAGCAGGACGGGGAGCAAAAGAGAUCUAUUUAUGUCUGCUACCCAAAUUACUCCCUUCCAGAUCUCAGUUUCCUGAAGGAAUUGGCUGCAGCCGAGGACAAGCCUGACCUGGUGUUUCGUCCUACGCAGCACAAGAUGCCGCAGCCUGGUGCGUCGGAAGCAGCGGCAGAUGGCACUGCUGCGUCGGCGCAGGUGCCGCCCAACGAAUCGCCCGUGCUGCACAGGCGCACCCACAGCAGCGAACCUCACUGGCGACGACCCAAGUCGUGCAAUGACUUCGAGGACCUCUCCCGGCGCAACCUGAGUCACAUUCAGGACUGGGAUUCGCUGAGUGUGCUGCUGCCCGCUGAAGUUAAGGCCAUGGUAUCUCACUUCCGCCAUGCGGCUCCUUCCUCAAAUCUCGCUUCGGAGCAACAACGGGGGAUCCUGCGCAAGCUCUCGGAUGAGGCCAACAGUCGGCCAAGGAGCCAGUGCGACACUCUCGCUGCAGACGUUGACAGGAUCUCUGCGGGCGCCUCGAAUGAAUUCGCCAACCGGCGGCACUCGCUGCAAGACUACCGGCGUCUCCUCAAGGGCCUUCCUGACAUGGAUGGCCUGCUUCCACCCUGUCCGAACUUGGCCUGCAGCGGAGGUUUGCAGCGCGACUCCUCACUGCCCCUGUCCCGGACCAAUUCGGAGGGGUCGUGGCGGCGUGCCGGAGGCCGGAACGCGAGGCGCUCUGUGCCGCUGGCGGCCACCUGCUCGUCUUGCCGUGCCAAGAAGGCCGUGAGCUUCAGCGAGGACCUCAACGUUCACGCAAAUGACAUGCGGUCCAUGCGGGGAGCCUUCUGCAAGUGUACGUGCGGCUCGAGUCCUACGGCGAACUACGGUUCCCUGGAGAGGCCAUCGAGGAAGAUGACGCUACUGUUUGGUGGCAGCCAAGAUGACCAGCAUGCUCCCCACGAGUUUACUUUGUCACCUAAAGGUCUCUCACCAUCGUGGGGUAUGUCACCCUUGUCCAGGAGCCAGCGAGAGCUCGUUGAGCAGAAAAAGGGUCUAUUGGACAACACGAUGCGGUCUAUAAAGCAGGUUCUUGACUGCUACAGCACAGAAAAGGAAUCCCAGCCUGCUGUGGGAGGUGGGCCCGAACCGUGUCUGUCUGAAGGCAGUGCUUGUGGCCGUCUGGCAAUAGAGUUCCUAGUGCCCGCACUUCGAGAGCUGCUGUCCGAUGGGCUGCUGCCGCACGUGCGGGGCGUGUUUGGUCGCCUACCCAACUCACUCUGGCACCUGGCUCACUCCCUCAGCCAAGCCAAGGAGGGACGAAAAGAAGUCCAAGAGCUUGUAGAGUACAUCGAGCAGGCCGACACUGCUUUCCAUGGUGAUGGGGAGAAAUUUGGUGCCUGUUUGCUUGGUCUACUAAACCUGGGCUGCCUGGACACCUGGUUCCUGACGCUGCUCUCCAGCCCGCAGAUACUGCAGAAGCACUACCAGACGUCUGCCGCUUUUGUGCCGCUUCUCUCGCAUCCCAGCUUGUUCUUCCUGCGCGAAGAGCUUGCCUGCAGCUUGCGCUCCCUCUCCGAGCUUCCCUUUGGCUUCAGCCUGAGCUUCGCCCUGGGCGUCGAAGCGCAGAGCCUGAAGAACGCCAAGCCCGCUUCCCGCAAGUCCCCCGGCGGCCUCAAGAGCCCCCCCAGUGUAGGCUCCCCGUGCACCCCUAGUGACGAGAAUGGCCUGUACGACGAGAGUGACGACCUCCGCACUGUCACCUGCCAGAGCUUGGUCGACUCGUCUUCGCUGGAAGAGACGCUGGACAACUCGUCACGCGUCCUCGAACUGCAGAAGAAGCUGAAAGGUGGCACCGCAGUGGCCAGCAGUGGUCUGGGAGGGACCAAGGCCAUCUACCCUGCAAUGCAGAAGGUGCAAGGAAGUGCAGAGGAGAUGCAACGUUUCCGUCAGCUGCGUAAUCACUGGGAGCAGAUGUCCCAUGCGUCACCCAGUUCGGCGGAGGCAACCAGUACCGUCACAGCUGCAUCUUCUGCAAAACCCACUUCGCCAACAAAGCUCCCGUCACCCACAAAGACGAUCCGCAAGCCCACUGUGACAAGUGGUGCUGCCACCAAGAAGAGCAGCGUGCCGUCAGCCGACAACCGGCGCCUCGCACCACGCGGUGCCACCGCUGGCUCCCGGACCCCGAGCCCUAAUAUCUCGGCC
Messenger RNA from Rhipicephalus sanguineus (brown dog tick), 4863 nucleotides. RefSeq lists its product as uncharacterized. Gene Ontology annotation, cellular component: cytoplasmic vesicle. The record is from RefSeq and is a predicted model, not a curated record. Lineage: Eukaryota; Metazoa; Arthropoda; Arachnida; Ixodida; Ixodidae.